AUGAGUCUCUUCGUCGAUAUCGUCACUCCCAACGGUCGGAGCUACAAGCAGCCCACCGGUCUUUUCAUCAACAACGAAAUUGUGUCUGCAACUGGGGGCCAAACCAUCACCUCGAUUGACCCCGCUACAGACAAGCCCAUAGCCACUGUUCAAGCCGCUAGCGCCGAAGAUGUCGACCGCGCUGUGAAUGCCGCGAAAGCAGCUCUGGCCGAUCCCUCAUGGAAACAACUCCCCGCCACGGAGCGGGGCCAACUGAUGGCCCGCCUCGCUGAUUUGAUGGAAGAGAACAGAGAGCUGUUAGCAUCGAUUGACGCGUGGGACAAUGGCAAGCCUUAUCACGUCGCCGUCGAUGAAGACCUCACAGAGGCAAUCACCACGAUUCGGUAUUACAGUGGAUGGGCCGACAAGACCUUCGGUCAAACCAUCAACACAACUCCCCAAAAGUUUGCUUACACAAUUCGCCAACCUAUCGGCGUGGUUGCCCAGAUCAUUCCCUGGAACUACCCUCUGUCCAUGGCAACCUGGAAGCUUGGUCCCGCUUUGGCCUGUGGAAACACAGUGGUGCUGAAGCCUGCUGAGCAGACGCCCUUGAGUGCCCUCAUUCUCGGAACUUUGAUCAAGCAAGCUGGCUUCCCUCCUGGUGUCGUCAACAUCGUCAAUGGCUAUGGCCGCGAGGCAGGCGCCGCGCUCGCCGCGCACCCCUCAGUGGAUAAGGUUGCAUUCACAGGAUCCACGGGAACAGCCCGGGAGAUUAUGAAGAUGGCCGCCGGUACCCUCAAGAACAUCACCCUUGAGACUGGUGGCAAGUCUCCCCUUCUCGUGUUCCCAGAUGCGGACAUGGACCAAGCUGUCAAGUGGUCGCACGCCGGGAUUAUGUCUAACAAGGGUGAGAUCUGCACCGCCACCUCAAGAAUCUAUGUCCACCGCGAUAUCAUCGAGUCCUUUACUGCCAGCUACAAGGAAGCAGUUGAGAGCGUGAAGAUCGGCGACCAAUGGGACGAGUCAGUCUUCCAGGGCCCGCAGGUCACCCGCGCCCAAUAUGACCGUAUCCUCUCCUACUUUGAGAUUGCCAAGAGCGAAGGCGCUCAAAUCAUCACCGGCGGUGCUGCAUACAAGCCCACUGAUGCCAAGAACGCAAACGGCUACUUCAUCCAACCCACCGUGAUCACCAAUGCCACAGACUCCAUGCGCAUUGCUCGCGAGGAGAUCUUCGGACCCGUCGUUGUGAUUUUCCCCUUCGACGACGAAAAGGAUGCGAUCCGUCGCGCAAACGACACCACGUACGGCCUUGGUGCGUCCGUUUUCACGCGCGACUUGGAACGCGCGCACCGUGUGGCUGCGGAGAUUGAGUCUGGUAUGGUGUGGAUCAACAGUAGUCAAGAUUGUGACCCCCGUAUUCCCUUCGGUGGUGUGAAGCAGAGCGGUAUCGGACGCGAGUUGGGAGAGGCGGGCCUAGAGGCAUAUAGCCAGGUCAAGGCUGUUCAUGUCAACAUGGGCACCAGGCUAUGA
Penicillium olsonii is the source of this 1509-nucleotide messenger RNA. The record is from the annotation of a GenBank genome assembly. NCBI's taxonomy places the organism in Eukaryota, Fungi, Ascomycota, Eurotiomycetes, Eurotiales, Aspergillaceae.